This is a messenger RNA of Peromyscus eremicus (cactus mouse), 1517 nucleotides long. It is a transcript of the gene Aunip, whose product is annotated as aurora kinase A and ninein interacting protein. The coding region runs from base 223 to 1353 and encodes 376 amino acids. The transcript is spliced from 4 exons. Gene Ontology annotation, biological process: spindle organization. NCBI's taxonomy places the organism in Eukaryota, Metazoa, Chordata, Mammalia, Rodentia, Cricetidae. The record is from RefSeq and is a predicted model, not a curated record. Gene Ontology annotation, cellular component: centrosome; spindle pole.
GGAAACCCCACCUCUAGUGUCCCUCACCUGUGCCACUUAGCACUUGGCAUCUGGUGACUUUCUGCAGCUCCACAGCGGAUGUCAUUGGCCCCAGGCUCCAGAGAAACACCCCCAGGGUUCGCACACAGCAAUGGAUAGGAAGGCGGGAAGAGGAGAGCAGCGCCCGGGAAACGCCCCGACCGCUCUAGCGCAGUGGGCGUGGCCGUAGGCGGGGCUUACGUCAUGACGGUCGCGGCGGGGCCCCGCCUCCCGCAGAGGCGCGAGAUCCGAACGCGCGUCGGCGCCCACGGCGGCUGCCGAGGCGCGCGGUUCGCGGCCGUUAUGAGACGCAGAAGGCCCGAGAAGGAGGAGAAGGAGGCGUGUGGCGUGUGGCUGGACGCGGCGGCGCUGAAGAGGCGGAAGGUGCAGACACAUUUAAUCAAACCAGGCACCAAAAUGCUGACAUUGCUUCCUGGAGAGAGAAUACCUAGUAUUUCUUUUACUCAAAGAAGAGGCACUCGGCAGAUGAGUAUUUCGUCCUUUGUCACUUUGCAGCCAGGAAUGGCAAAUGAUAGUAACCGGAAGAGCAUUUUCUCUCUCAAAGAAAAUCAGAUCAACCAAGAGUGCAAGAGAACCCAGCCAGACUGUUUGGUCCAGGGAUUGGAGGAUGAUGGCUUGGUUUCACCUUUGGCCACUUCAACUCCUGCAGACAUCCAGGAAGCUGGACACUCUCCUCCAUCUUCCCAGAUUUCUAGCCACCACAGUUUAGAAACACCGUCUUUGACUAUGAUGUCUUUGCCCCAACCUGACAUCCUGAUGGGUGCUGGAUCAAGUAAAGCCUCCCUGGCUUCUUCCUCUACCCAGUAUGUGGAAAGUUCUUGUUUACUGGACCAAAGAGAGGCCAGGAGGAAAAGGGAAUGGAUUCAUGGAUCUAAGACAAACUGUCUAGGCAUGGGAAGCCACAUCAGACCAUCUAGGGGUAAAUGCUGUCAGCCCUUGGACAAAGCUGAACUGGGAGAAAAGGGGUCUGCCAAGGAAAACAGGCAGGCCCCCGUGCCUCUGCAAACUUGGAGUAGGAAAAAACCACUAUCAGUGACAAAAAGCCCUUGUCUUUCUGUAUUUUCCUGGGGCAGUGAAAGGAAUGACAGGGACUCCUGGAGUCAGCUUUUCACUGAGGAUUCCCAAGGCCAGCAGGUCAUCGCUCACAACACUAAAAUGCCCUUUCAAGAUGUAACCAAUGUUAGGAAUCAAGGCUCAGAGCAGUUUCCUGAUAGCCCUCAGGCUCAGUGCCAAGAUGGGCCUCCUGGGUUACACCUGCAGCCAAACCUGCUCUUUACCCAGGACUCUGAAGGUAAUCAGGUUAUCAGACACUAGUUCUAAAUGUUUGUGUGGGUGUAUCUUGAAGUGGCAGAGAUGGAGGGAAGUAGGGUGGGGCUGGGUAAAGAGGAUGGUUUAGGUGAGAGGCCAUGUGGGAUGAAGCAACUGUCAUUAUGGAACAUUGUUCUCAUGUAAAUAAAGCAAGCAAUGUGUGGUAGGCA